This is a messenger RNA of Owenia fusiformis, 1236 nucleotides long. NCBI's taxonomy places the organism in Eukaryota, Metazoa, Annelida, Polychaeta, Sabellida, Oweniidae. The record is from the annotation of a GenBank genome assembly.
AAUAUGGAAGAAGAGAGAAAGUUUAAAAAAUCGCCAAGAAGAUUAUACUGCAUUGUCAUCAUAAUAAUUGGAUUUCUGUUCAUCUAUUUGUUUAUACAGGACAACAGAUUUGAAUAUGUGCAGUACUGUGACGACAAAGAAAUCAAGAAGAUACUGUUGCUCACGUAUGCCAGGGGCGGCUCGACGUUUACGGCUGAGUUGUUCAAUCAACACCCAGAUGCAUUCUUCUCGUAUGAGCCUCUAUUCACCACCGAUAUUAAGGACAUGGCAGAUAUCGCGAGGAGAAUUUUGACAAAUCAGAAAAAUAUUGCAGUGAGACGAGGACUAACGUACUCCAAUCAUGAGGCCCAAGAUGUGAUAAACAAUAUAUUCACUUGUCAUUUACACAGAAUACCACUGACUGCAGUUACGCAUCACUAUGUAAUGCUCAAAGGAUCUUUGUCAAACGUCUACAGUAAAUGCUUUGUUUCAAGCCUGAUGACAUGGGGACCAACGAACUGUCUUCAAAACAAUUGUAUGACCUCAAAAAUACGGACCAUAAAAACAAUAUUACUCAGGAUGAAUGCGGUGAAAGGGCUACUGCGCCAAAAUCCGCAUUUGAAAAUAAUCCAUUUAGUUAGAGAUCCACGUGGUAUUUUAAUGUCAAGAUGGCGGACAUUUGGUAAGGAUGACGUCAUUAAUACAGCCAAGGUCGGUGCUGAAGCGGAGGAAUUGUGUACUACGAUGUUAAACGACGUCAAACUCAGGGAAGAACUAGCAAAAAAUCACUCGAUGUCAUUCUUCUAUCUACGCUAUGAAGAUUUAGCUGAAAAUCCUUUAAAAAUAGCAGGAGACAUAUAUGAUUUUGUAGACAUGCCAUUUCAUGACACUGUUAAAGCUUGGUUUGCAAAGAACGAUACUCAGGGCGGGAAAUUUGAAACAACACGGCACAAUAUGAAGAAAACGUCUUAUUCGUGGAGGGACAAGAUACCAUGGGAGUUUGCAAAUAUUAUUGAUGCAACGUGUAGUAGAAUAAAUGAGAAACUUGGAUAUAAGCGCGCAGAAUCUUUAGAACAAUUGAGAGAUAGGUCAUUUUCGUUGCGUGUACAAACAGUAAAUGGAUAAAACAAAAUAUGACAUAAAUGCAACGCUUCCAAUGCCAUCUAUCAAUAACUUAGAGAUGCAAUAUGUAUUUAAUCUCAUCAGGCGGAGUCAAAAAAGCUAAUGCAAACUAAACUUAAUAAUCCAAUAUCCAGU